AUGGCAAUCACAAUUAGGAGCAUAUUUCUUUUCUUCUUCGUCUUCCUAGUGCUAUCUACUAACCUAGUAGUUCAUGGACAAGACAGGGAGGAGAGGAAGCCCUACGUCUUCGAAGACCAACACUUUCAGACAAAGUUCGAGUCAGAGUAUGGAAGAAUUAGGCUUCUUCAAAACUUUGCCGAAAGGUCCAAACUACUCGCAGGCCUCAAUAACCACCGCGUCUCCAUCCUCGAAGCCAAUCCCAGCACUUUCAUAGCUCCAUACCAUUUGGACGCCGACGCCCUCUUCUUCGUGGCCGAGGGUAAAGCAACUAUCAACUUGGUUCGCCAGCAGGACAAAAGAGAGACUUUCGGUCUAAGGAGGGGCGAUAUCAUUCGAAUCCCUUCGGGUACAACAGUCUACUUGAUUAACAAAGAUAGAAAAGAGAAGCUCAUUGUGAUCAAGCUCUUACAGCCCGUCUCAACCCCGGGCCAUUUCGAGUCAUUCUUCGGUCCUGCAGGUAAAGAUCACGAAUCAUUUUUUAACGUUUUCAGUCCAGAACUGCUCGAGUCUGCUUUCAACGUUAAGAGGGAGAAAAUCCAGAGGGUGUUCGAAAAACAGAGCCAGGGAGUGAUCGUUAAAGCUUCGGAACAACAGAUUAAAGCCAUAUCACAGGAGGAACAGGCCGCAGGUGGAAUUCGUCGGCCAUUCAGAAGAGGCAGUGAAGGUCCUUUGAAUCUAUUCGAGAAGCGUUAUGCCUCUGAAUCAAAAUCAAACCAAUACGGACAGUUGUUUGAGGUUUCAGCCGAUGACAACAAGGACUUGCGCGAACUGAACGUUGGGGUCUCCUUUGCGAACAUCACCAAGGGAUCCAUGACAGCUCCACUCUUCAACUCCAAGGCCACAAAGAUAGUCUUCGUGAUCAGAGGAGAAGGUUACUUCGAACUGGCGUCCCCUCAAUCUCAUGACCACCAAAAGCAACAAGAUGGCAGCACCAGCUACGAGAAAGUGAGUGCAAAGUUGCGAAAAGGAGUCAUCUAUGUAGUACCUGCCGGACAUCCUGUCAUCACGGUUAGUCAUGGCAGUCAGAACCUGGAACUUCUCUGCCUCGAUGUAAACGGCUUGCAGAACGAGAAAAAUACAUUAGCUGGACGGAGGAAUAUUAUAAGGCAGCUGGAAAAGACUGCGUUGGAAUUGUCUUUUGGCGGGGUACAAGAGAAAGAAGUGAGGGAAGUGUUCGAGAGCCAAUCCGAAGAGUUCUUCUUCAAGGGACCUUCUGAGCAAUCUCACCACAAGAAAAGGCAGCAGCAAGAGGAUCAAGAUCAGAUCUAG
This is a messenger RNA of Impatiens glandulifera, 1311 nucleotides long. Its product is annotated as vicilin Cor a 11.0101-like. Lineage: Eukaryota; Viridiplantae; Streptophyta; Magnoliopsida; Ericales; Balsaminaceae. Bases 1 to 1311 code for a protein of 436 amino acids. The record is from RefSeq and is a predicted model, not a curated record. The transcript has a single exon.